Molecule: messenger RNA, 1048 nt
Organism: Monodelphis domestica (gray short-tailed opossum)
Lineage: Eukaryota; Metazoa; Chordata; Mammalia; Didelphimorphia; Didelphidae
Source: RefSeq, a predicted model, not a curated record
AAGAGAUUAUUGUGCUCUCAGACCAGUCCAGUAGGAGAAAGGACAUUGACCUUUUGGCAUCACACAUGGGCUUGGAAGCACUAAGCCAGACAUUUAUAUGGGCAGCCUGAGAAGAAAGAGUACAAGUUGCAAGGGCAGCAGCUGCAAAGGACAGGAGUGUCUGGAAUUUGGAAAAACAACAGGAAGAGAAAGUGAGUUCUGAGGAAGGAGAAGGUAUAGUGCCAAUCUUCUCUCUUCUUCAGGGUCCAUAGGAGAAGGAGACUGAAGAAUCCAUGGCUCCCUAUCAUAUCCGGAAAUAUCAAGACCAAGACAGGGAGACAGUGAUAGACAUAUUCACUAAGGGAAUACUGUAUCACGUUCCUGCUGUUUUCUUCCAUCUGCUGAAGCAGCCAAGAAGCUUCCUGCUCCUGUUUGGGGUCUCAGGUGCCAUGUUUCUUGGGUCUGGGUCUUGCAUCCUGUCUCUCCUGGCCUUCUUGGGUCUCCUGAUUAUCCUUUGGUGGAUUGCUAGAUAUCCCUACUCCGAUUAUGUGCACCAUACUUUGCACACUGACAUGAGGGACAUCAGGAAAAGCUAUCUCAGUGACAAAGGAUCCUGUUUCUGGGUGGCAGAGUUGGAGGGUCGGGUAGUGGGCAUUGUGUGUGCCCGCCCUGUAGAAGAGGCUUUAGGACAAAAACAACUGGAGUUGCUGCAUUUGUCAGUGGGACAGGAGCACCGGGGCCAGGGUAUUGCCAAAUCCCUUACCCAAACUGUCCUCCAGUUUGCACAGGAUCAAGGAUAUGAUAAUGUGCUCCUGAGUACCCAUGCCCUCAAUUACCCAGCUCACAGACUGUAUGAACGCGUGGGCUUUUGGAAAACCCAUGAAGCCUACGAUUCCCUGAAAUGGAAGAUAAUAGUUGUUCCUUUUUUCUUCUUUGAAUAUACAGUCCCAUCUUCACUCUAAAAGCUCCUUGAACCAUCUUUGUCUUUUGCCCUUUAUAGACUUCUUAGUUGGUCCAUGAUAAUACUCUGUAUACAAUGAACACCCAUUAAAGCUGUUAACUGCCACAA